Messenger RNA from Phasianus colchicus (ring-necked pheasant), 5987 nucleotides. The record is from RefSeq and is a predicted model, not a curated record. Lineage: Eukaryota; Metazoa; Chordata; Aves; Galliformes; Phasianidae.
GCGGCCUUCCAACAUGGCGGCGGCGGAGUGAGAGGAGCGGCGCGUCCGGCCUGGGGGGGCGGUUCAUCUGACACCAGAGAACUCCCAGUGAGAGACAGAAUGAGAGAGGAGUGGUGAAGCAGCCUCCAGCUCAAGGAGAGGCUUGCAGGAACCCACGGAGCAGGCCAGCAUCUCUCUGCUUGCUCUCGAGGAUGCUGAGGAAGCCCUGCAGUCAGCGGAGCAGAGGGAGCACUGCUGAGAUGUCAUCUAUGUGUCACUUCCAACCCACGCCAAGCUGUGAUCCCAUCACUCUCCAGCACUUUUCCUCUGAAGAUCUCAGAGCUCUUUGCAGUCAGUUUCCUCCCAGAGAAGCCAGCGUUGCUCUGCUCUGUUUAAAGCAGACUCUCAUGUGCCGAGGUGACGCUCCUCCUCACAAAGCAGAGCAGGAAAAGAACCAGGAAUAGAUUCCCAGAAACCUGUGUUAAGUCCUUCAGCACUGAGUCAUCGCUGGGCAACCCCGCAGGCUGCUGCGUGGGCAGAAAAAGGGAAAAUUGAAGUGAAUUUCUCACUCAAAGUGCCUGAACUUUCUGGAAGAGCUUGGCAGAGGCUACCCAGCAGGUUGAGGGAAACGUGGAUGAUCUUCUGGGGUCGUCUGCUGAUGGGAGAAUGAUUGGGGUGUACUGAUGGACGUGGCUUUGUUGGACUCCACGAGGUUCUCCUGGCCCUGCUGAAUGGCAUCCCAUCCUUCAGGUGGGUCGGCCACACGGUUCACAGCACUCCUUUUGGACUUUUUUCCUGCCUGAGGACUCUGGGUCCUCCUGGUGUUCUUCAGCCCUGCCCAGCCUGGCAGCAGGGCAUCUCUCUGCUCUUUGAAGGUUGUGCAAAAGCCAGCCUGGCCAGUUCUACCACCCUGCUGGCAGGUUGAGCACAGCAGUGCCUCCGUGCUGCAGUGAGCGUUGAGCUGUGCCACCCUCAGCACUGUCUCAGCAUGACAAACACCUGGUGGAUGACAUCCCAUGGUUCUGGGAGGGCUCCUCUGCCCCACUUCCACGCAGAUGUGCUGCUUUCAUUGCUCCAACAACGCAGGGCUCAAGUCCCACCCGUGGAGGGCACGAUGCUGUCAAGGAAAUGCCAUUUCCAGUUCCAUGGCGUGGCUGGAAUGGAGCCCCAAGGGCUGGGAUCCCUUCUGGUUGCACUGCUGGGCUGCUGUGCGUGUGAGCUCAGAGCCUGAAACCACGUGAGAACUUUACUGCCAAAUAAAAUGCAAUAGCUGAGCCUGCAGCGUGCAUUACACAGUCUUAGGGGGGGGAAGGGGGAGGUGAAGGCUUUGAGAGCUGAUAUCUCUUUGCAUUUUGAAGCUUGGCUGUGUGCAGCAGGAGGGAAGCAGAGCAGCAGGGCAUCACUGGUGUGGGCAGAGGUGCUCUGAGCUGUGCUCUGGGUGCAGCUCUGCAUGGGGAGUUCCAUUGGUGGCACUGAGGCCACGUUGGGUUUGUCUGCAAGGCGAGGAUUGGCAGGAUGUGCUUCUGCUAAUUUAGUUAAAAUUCUGAAAGAUACGGGGGUAGAAACUUCCUUUGAUGUGCUUUUAUCUUUCUAUGAAUUAAUUAGCGCGUUUCACAAGACUCUAAAAUUGCUGCUGGGGGCUCUUUGUGCUUCUUGGCAGCUGAGCAGAACAGCUGGUGGAUUUCUGUAGUCACAGCAGCUUUUGAUGACUGAAAAUGGGAGGUGUUGAAGCUGCUGCUUGUUCUGUAUCAGGGAAACAACUUUCCAGAAGGACAAAUGAGUUUUGCCUCUUCGAUUGGGAGAGACACAGCAGCUCCAGCUCAUUCCCACAUCAGCAUUCUGCCCAGCUCUCCGCUGCUGUUUUCUCCUUUCCUGAAAGAUAAGAAAAGCUGUGAAUGCUGUAAUUCAGCCUGGUUUGCUUUAUGAGGGCUCAGGUGACCCCAGGUGGGUGAUGCCAGCACUGUGCACGGGUGCUGCAGGCACCAGGAUGAGGUGGGAGGCAAUGCUGGGAGAGGUUUGUUCUCAUCUGCUGAUCCUCUUUUUUUUUUUUCCACCUCUUUCUCCCAUGAUUCCAGGAAAGCUUCCCAGUGCCACUUAGCAGUGUAGCAAGGCUGCUGUAAAUAUUUUGGUCCGUGAACGCUCUGAAAAAGAACAAGGAAGAGGAAAAUGAGGACAAAUGGGAAGUGAGCAAUCUAGUUGUAAACCCUGCUAGGUGAUUAACAUUCACAACCCUGCUGUUUUUUUUGUUUGUGUUUCCCCCUCCCUGCUUGUAAAAAGGCAUUUAAAUAAGAACUGAGCUGCACAGACCUCUUGGAGAUGCUGUUGGGCUGUGCUGGAUGGAGCAGGGCUGGCAGCUGCCCUGUCAUUUGCUUUCCCUGUCCCACUCACCACCUGCUGCCUUCACUCCCGUGCAGCAGAGCUCGAGCUGCCCCUGAGUUGUGCCAAGUUGCCAAUAGAGGCUGCUGGGGGGAGAAGUUCAUUUGCAAGACAUGCCAACUAAUUGGGCCAAUUCAAGAGCGUUUCCUCUGGGCAAAAUCAGAGAAGAGAGAAUGGAAACGUGCACCCUAACAUCAGAGCCUUGAUUUCCAGCUGGAGAUCCUCACACCGAAGGCUCGGGGUCUGCACAGGGACAAUUCCUUCUCAUGGAAAGCUGUGCCCACCCCAUGGGAUCACCCAGCUCACACUGCUGCUCCUUAGGAAGCAGCAGGCUGCUCAUCUGUGUGGCAAACAGAUGAAAAAGCAGAGCUUCGAGCCGUGAUCCUCACCCUUAGGUGAGGCUUACAGCUCUUGGAUGAGCUCUAGGAGCCCUGCUGAGCAUCCUGGUGUCCCCCCAGCAGGUUUUGGGGCUGCUGUUCCUGAACCAGAGCUCUUAACUGCCAGCUGAAAUUGCAAGGAGAGGAGUCAGCACUUCUGGCCACAUACAGCCCCUGCUUUCAGGAUGGGUGAGGGACCUGGAAGUGGUGUAAGGAACACCCACAUGAGCAGAGACUUGCCGGAAAGGCCACGGGCUUCCCACCUUCCCCUCUCUGUCCUUCCCUGUUUCCACGGCCGGGACAUUUGACUGGCUGCUUUGUUUCAAAUGUUGCUGCCUCAUUGGCUCCCGGCUCAAAUCUCCUCUAUUCCUGUUCCACUUCUUACAAGCUUCACUGUUAACCCUUCCGAGCCUCGCAGCUGUUGAUCACAGCUCCUCUCCUCCUUCCCUCCCUCCUCGCUUGCCAACGGAUCCUCACAGCGUGGGUGAGAGCAGCCGGAGCCACUUCCAGCCCUGGAAAAUGGUCUUCUAACCACUCUUAACCAUGUUCAGCAAGAAGAAGAAACGCAUUGAAAUCUCCGCGCCCUCCAACUUCGAGCACCGUGUCCACACCGGGUACGACCAGCAGGAGCAGAAGUUCACAGGGCUGCCACGGCAAUGGCAGGGCAUCAUCGAGGAGUCUGCCAAGAGGCCCAAACCCCUGGUGGACCCCGUGUGUAUCACAGCCAUCCAGCACGGCUCACAGAAGACCAUCGUACGGGGCACCAAAGCCGCCAAGGACGGCUCACUGACCUGGCUGCUGGAUGAAUUUGAGAACAUGUCCGUGUCCCGUUCCAAUUCUCUGCGCAGGGACAGCCCCCCUUUCCCACCCCGGCGUGACCAGCUCUGCCAGGAGAACGGCCUUUCCGAGGAUUUUGGCCGCAGCAAGGAGAAGAGCUGCCCCGCACCCCGUGGCGAACCCGACCGGGGCAAGGAACGACCCCGCGAACGGGACCCACAACGGCCCCGAGGGCAGGAGCCCGGCCCCAGAACCAGCAAUCGCCCACCCCCUCCUGAGUACCCCAAACCCCCCCCUGAACGGGAUGGCCCCGCCGACAGGGACUGCAGCGAGCGGGACGAGCGCGUGGUGCGACGGGAGCGCCCCGAGCCGUGCGACAAGCGGCCCAAAUCCACCUACGGCAACGAAAGCAGCCCUCAGUCCCCCCGUGACAAACGCCCUCUCUCCGGGCCCAAUAUCCGGACUCCCAACAUCCCAGUGUCCGAAGGGGUGAUGAAGACAGCCCAGCAGACUGGACGACCCUUUAAUACCUACCCACGGGCUGAGACCGACCCCGUCCGGGGUGCGGGUGCACAGGCUGAACCCCGGCCGGGCCGACCGCAGGAGGCAGCACCCAAUGGGCCAGCAAGCAACACCGCCAGCUCCUCCCGAGCCCAGCCCUCUGGCCCACCCCGCUCCAAGGUCCCUGAGCCCCCCGCUGGCCUCACCCCACACGCCUCCGAGCCCCACCUGGCCCGUCCUCCACAACCUGGCCCCCCACCCCCUGCCGUCGGCCCACAGCAGCCCCGCUCACCCCAACGAGAGCCCCAACGCGUUUCCCACGAACAAUUCCGGGCAGCUCUGCAAAUGGUGGUGGAUCCGGGAGACCCCCGUACCUAUCUGGACAACUUCAUCAAAAUAGGGGAGGGAUCCACUGGCAUCGUUUGCAUCGCCACCGUGAAGAGCAGCGGCAAGCUGGUGGCUGUCAAGAAGAUGGACCUGCGCAAGCAGCAGCGGCGUGAGCUGCUCUUCAAUGAGGUGGUGAUCAUGCGGGACUACCAACACGAGAACGUGGUGGAGAUGUACAACAGCUACCUGGUGGGCGACGAGCUGUGGGUGGUGAUGGAGUUCCUGGAGGGCGGCGCGCUGACCGACAUCGUGACGCACACCCGGAUGAACGAGGAGCAGAUUGCAGCUGUCUGCCUGGCCGUGCUGAAGGCGUUGUCUGUGCUGCAUGCACAGGGUGUCAUCCAUCGCGACAUCAAGAGUGACUCCAUCCUGCUGACGCACGACGGCAGAGUGAAACUCUCUGAUUUUGGGUUUUGUGCCCAAGUGAACAAAGAGGUGCCACGGCGGAAGUCGCUGGUGGGGACCCCGUACUGGAUGGCACCAGAGCUCAUCUCUCGUCUGCCCUACGGCCCAGAGGUGGAUAUCUGGUCCCUGGGUGUGAUGGUGAUCGAGAUGGUCGAUGGGGAGCCGCCGUAUUUUAACGAGCCGCCGUUAAAGGCCAUGAAAAUGAUCCGAGACAAUCUGCCCCCCAAACUGAAAAACGUGCACAAGGUCUCCCCCUCUCUCAAGGGCUUCUUGGACCGCAUGCUGGUGCGGGACCCGGUGCAACGGGCCACAGCCAACGAACUCUUGAAGCAUCCCUUCCUGGGCAAAGCAGGCCCCCCCUCCUGCAUCGUGCCCCUCAUGCGCCAGAACCGCAUGCGGUGAGGAGCCCCGCUGCCACCCUCACCGUCGCCUCUAACUGGAUUUGUGACCGUGCCCCACUGUGGGGGCACUGGGGGGGGGUCCUGGCCCCCCCACACACACCGUACUACUGAGUCGGGAGCGUGCAGGGAGGGGGAGGCUGGCAGGGGACAGCAGUGUGGCCACGCGACGGCACCAACCCUGUCCCUAAUCCUUCCCCUCAGAGGCUUGGGGACCGGGGGGUUUUUUUUUUUUCCUGACUGCUCAGGAUCUGCUGUUAUCACCACCCUGGGAUCCCUUUGGGCCCAUCUCAACUCAGUCCCCACUCCUCAUUUUUAUUAUUAUUUUUCCCCUCUUAAAUCUUUUUCUAUCCUUUUCUGGCCCUAGGGGCGGGCCGUUGCCUGUGCCCUGCAGGAGGGACGCAUCCAGUUCCCCACCCCAACACUACAGCCCCCAAGGCCACACUACUGAUCUGGGUCCCCCCGUCCCCCCCCUCCCAACACUUUUUUUUGUUUGUUUGUUUGUUUGUCUGUUCGUUUGUUUCUGUUUUGUUUUUUAAACAAAGCUAUUUAUAUUGUCGUUUUGUAAUGCCACAGUGCUGGAGUGCCCCAGGGUUGCUAUGGGGCCCCCUGGAGAUUACACGUGUCCUUUUGGAGAGCGCCGUGUCCCACUGUGGUUUUUGGGGAGGGUGGUGGAGGCACCGUGGGGUGGUGGUUAUGGGGACCUGCCUGAGAUCACCCUAAAUCUGCUGCUGCUGCUGCCUCUGCCUCAUCCCCCCCCCAAAUAAAGUAGCGGCAAGGCAGGAGC